CGAAGCGCGGCGGCCGCGGCGCUAGUUAUCGACGGUGUAAAUAUAACCUAAAAGUCUCGGUUUGGCUACGGCGUCCACGCAAUGGGUGUGCUCGCAUAAUUCGCGGUGUUUUACGGUGAAUAAUUACUUUAAUUGUACAAAGAGAACGAAAGCAUGUCGGAAAAGACGAAAAGUAUGAGCCACGUAAAACAUAUUCCCAAAGAUGCGCAAGUCAUCAUGUCAAUCAUGAAGGACAUGGGUAUAACGGAUUACGAACCCAAGGUGAUCAAUCAACUGUUGGAGUUCACGUAUCGAUACGUCACGUGCAUAUUGGACGACAGCAAGGUGUACGCCAACCAUGCUAAAAAGAAGUUCAUCGAUCUGGACGACGUCAGGCUGGCAGUCAAGAUGCAGCUGGAGCGCUCGUUCACGAAUCCACCGCCCAGAGACGUCCUGUUGGACGUGGCACGAACCAAGAACAACAUUCCGUUGCCUUUUGUCAAGCCCAACAAUGGCCUCAGACUACCACCGGAUAGAUAUUGCUUGAACGCAACAAAUUACAAACUUAAAAACGUCACGAAGAAGGUGGUUCAAAAACCUGUGCAUUCGUUGGUAGGCAAUAAUCAAUCCGGUGGACAGCCGAGACCGAAAGUGGAGGGAAAUAAGGCCGGUGUGUCGAUUGUUAAAAGGCCUGGUACACUUGCCACUGUGGCCAGGACUCAAACCAUCUCUAUACCGAAACCCGUUUUGAAGUUCUCCACAGCAACGACAAGCACUACAGCGGUGAAGACGCAAGCAACAAAGCCGAAGAUACAAAUUACUUCCAAUCAGACGUUACCAGCCGUAAAGAUGGAGACCGACGAGUCAUUGAAGAGAAAGCGAGAGGAAGAUGACUACGAUGUGUCGUAACCUAGACUUAAAUGUUUGUUUUUCGUUUAAUUCUUAAUAUUCUUGAACUUCUGUAAUAAUAAUAAUAAUAUGUUCUUUGUUAAAAUAAUACGAAGAGAAUAUACAAAGCCUAAACAAUAAAAUACGAGAUUGUAUAAGACGCA
Vollenhovia emeryi is the source of this 1031-nucleotide messenger RNA. RefSeq names its product transcription initiation factor TFIID subunit 9 (gene Taf9). Gene Ontology annotation, molecular function: RNA polymerase II general transcription initiation factor activity; transcription coactivator activity; protein heterodimerization activity. The transcript is spliced from 3 exons. NCBI's taxonomy places the organism in Eukaryota, Metazoa, Arthropoda, Insecta, Hymenoptera, Formicidae. Bases 154 to 888 code for a protein of 244 amino acids. Gene Ontology annotation, cellular component: transcription factor TFIID complex; SAGA complex. Gene Ontology annotation, biological process: DNA-templated transcription initiation; RNA polymerase II preinitiation complex assembly. The record is from RefSeq and is a predicted model, not a curated record.